Staurois parvus is the source of this 281-nucleotide messenger RNA. The record is from the annotation of a GenBank genome assembly. Lineage: Eukaryota; Metazoa; Chordata; Amphibia; Anura; Ranidae.
GCCAAAUCGUUCUUGGCUUUGCUGUCUAAGAAAAAUGGUGGACCAGGGGCGGACUGACCAUUUGGAAACUCAGGCACUGCCCGAGGGCCCGGGGUCAGUAGGGCGCCCCAUGAGAUGCCCCUGGUACCUUUUUCAUAGGCUUUUUUGAGUUUGGGCAAGGACACAGGGGCCCCAUGAUCCCCUAUUGCCCGGGGGCCCCAUGAGUUGUCAGUCCGCCCCUGCUUUUUUGAGUUUGGGCCCCAUGAUCCCCUAUUGCCCGGAGGCCCCAUGAGUUGUCAGUC